Messenger RNA from Perca flavescens (yellow perch), 1886 nucleotides. RefSeq names its product hematopoietic SH2 domain containing (gene hsh2d). The coding region runs from base 250 to 1314 and encodes 354 amino acids. The transcript has 6 exons. The record is from RefSeq and is a predicted model, not a curated record. Lineage: Eukaryota; Metazoa; Chordata; Actinopteri; Perciformes; Percidae. Gene Ontology annotation, cellular component: cytoplasm.
CUUCAUUUAAUUUCAUUUAAUUUCACACACGUGGCUUUAUGAUAUCCGUGGCUAAAUUCCUAAUAGAAUCCGAUAGACUGUCACACUUCCAGAUAAGCGUUUACUCUUUGGCUACAUUAUGUAGUGUCCUAUCCACAUGGGACUGUUCAACAGCUACUCAUAAAAGAACGCACCAUAUGUGGUGUGAGUUUUGCCUCCGCCCCGAAACAGACAGGUGUAGUCAGAGGAUUAAAUGAGCCGUUUCUCAGGAUGAUGGAGUGGAGUCAGUCGUCACAAGGACAGCGUGAUGCUUUCAUCUGGUUCACAGAGUCCCAGCUCCGGCUUGUGAUCAGGAACGGGAUCGUCCCUGAAUGGUUUCAUGGGAUCAUUUCCAGGAAGAUGGCAGAGGAACUGCUGAUGACCAAGCCUCCUGGCUACUUCCUCAUUAGAGUCAGUGAGAGCAGGAUUGGCUACACUCUCUCAUACCGCGCUGAGGACCGCUGCCGACAUUUCAUGAUCGAUGCAUUGGAGGACGGCCAUUACGUCAUAGUAGGGGAGAACAGGCGCCACCGGCUUCUGCAGGACCUGGUGGACUUUCACCGUAGGACUCCCAUUGUGCCUUUCACUGAGGUGCUGACUGUCGCUUGUGGACAGACCUCGAAAGACAAGACUGACUAUGCAGAUCUGCUGUUUACCCAAAGACAUCUAAACCCUAAGACAAGUGUGCUACCAAACAACUCACUGCAUCCCAGCAUGAGCCACCAAACAUCACAAGAGGAUAUCCCACCUGCCCUUCCUUAUCGACCAAAUAACCUGAGGAACUCUCCAGUCCCGUCUUCAAACAAACUUUACCCAAGUUUGGAAGAAGAAUUUCCACGUGUCACUUCCCCUCUUCCAGCCAUGCCUGUGACCAGAAAGAGAUACACCGGCGACAACCCUCCAUCCAACCAGCCUCCGGAGGUUCCUGAUCGGAGCUCUGUCCCUCCACUGAAGCAGAACCAGGCUUGUAUCAGAACAGUAUCUGCACCUGAGAGCCCCCCAACACCUACAGCUACUGGACACCCCAGCAGCACCAACAUCCAGUCUGUAAAGAACCAGGAAGCAAAGCCAUCAGUCAUUUCCAACCUCAAGAAGAAAUUCCAAAAGAAGAGAAGCAUAUCACACGAGAAUAUGUACGCAGAGAUAAAUGUGGCGGAGAAUGAGUACCACGAGAUCACAGGGCAGCAGACCUUCAAAGCUCCACCAUUUCCCCACACUUGCACUGAGCUGACACUGACUGAUGGAUGGGUACCUGACGAGUACCUUCCUCCUCCAUCUUUUGCUCCAGGCUACUGAAACACAACUGCUCCCUUAGAAAAAAGAAUGUAAAGAUGGAUCAAACCCUAAGUGGAGAAUAAAUGAGCGGUAGUCCGCACAUUGAUUAUUGACAAAGUUACAAAAGUUUGAUAGUGCAUCGUUUCAACCUUCUAACCACUGACAAUACAGAUAAACAUUGUUACAUAAAGAGAAGUAAUGCAACAAAUGUACUCUAUACAGUGUAUGCAUCUCGUUGAAGCUAAUUACAAGCCUCUUCCCUGGCCCAUGAAUGAAAAUUAUGAAUAGGUAGCAGGAGGAAGUUUGAUGCAGUGUAUGUAAAUGAGAAAUGGCAUGGUUUAUGUCAGCUGCUUUGAAUACAGUAGACUGAUACUGUAGCAUCAGAUGCGGGUCUGUUAUCAGCAACAUGAUAAGGAAGAUGGAUGCAGACACUGGUCAAACUCGUUUGACAAUUAGAAACAUACAGGUGAGACAAAAUUGACCUUUACAUGGUGUCUGGACAUGGAAGGGCUAAACACAUUUCAUUUUUACUGCAGAUGGCUUUGUCAGACCCUUGUUAUUAUUAUUAUGAAGCAUCUGUGUGAUCUCAAGAA